ACUUCAGUGGAGAGAAGUUGCAGUUACUCCUCCACGCCUGCACGUGGCGGUGCGGAGAAAAAACGUCAUCACGUCGACAAGCGAGGGACGAAUCCAACAUGUCUGCCCCCUGAAGGAGACACGGAGAAAUAGAAACAUUGCGAAAGCACACGACAAACAGCGGCUGGAUUCUUUUGUGGGCUUGGUGGAAAGCUGGAAACAUGUCGAAGAUCUCCAAGGCAGCCAAGGCCGUGAAGAAGCUGGACACAAGCGGUGUGAUCCGGGCUAUCGUGAGGUCGGGACAGGCGGCUCCUGGGCCCCCACUGGGCCCCAUCCUGGGACAGAAAGGAAUCGCUAUCGGACAGUUCUGCAAGGACUUCAAUGAAAAAACCAAGGAGAUGAAGGAGGGCAUCCCUCUCCCAAUCAAGAUCAACGUGAAGCCCGACAGGACGUACGACCUUCACAUCGGCCAACCCACCGUCUCGUACUUCCUCAAACAAGCGGCAGGCAUCGCCAAAGGAGCCGGAAAGACAGGGCACGAGACGGCAGGCAUGGUGUCGGUGCGGGCCGUGUACGAGAUCGCUCAGGUGAAAGCCCAGGACGAGUGCUUCAAGAUCAGGAACACCUCCCUGCAGAACGUGGUCAAAAGCAUCGUGGGCUCGGCCCGCUCGCUGGGCAUCAAGGUGGUCAACGACCUCUCCGCAGACGAGUACAAAGUGUUCUUGGAGCAGCGGGAAGAGAAAUUGAAGGCAGACGCGGAGGCAGCCGCGGCCGAAGCGCCGCCGCAAGGCAAGAAGAGAUGAGCGGCGCCUUCGCCGCGGCGCUUUACUGACACCAACAGGCCGCGGGAGGUGCGCCCGCGUCCUCUCGGGGAAAGCCCUUUGAGCUUUAUGAAAUAAUCUUCACAUCGAGGUUAAGGCAAGACGAGUUUUAUUUGCUUGUGGCACAUUUUAAACACAAGGUACCCGUAUAGUAGUACAACAAAGGACAGAAAUAUUUAAAAAAAAAAAACAUUCAAAAGACUGCAAGUACAAGGCUUACAAAAUGUUUUUGAAGUACUUUUAAAGAGAUCAUAAGCAUGAGUAAAAAAUAAUUGCAUUUAAGCUGGUACAUGUAUUAGUAUGCGCUUUCUCACUAGUGCACUAGUAGACGAGUGCCCUAUAGUAUUUUUUUUUUUCCAACUACUGCGGCAUUAGUAGCAGAGUUGUCAUACUAGUAGGACAGCCAUGCUACAAGUUGGGCAAAACUGUGCACUAAUUGACAUCAUCGUACGAGUACCACUAGUGAAGUGCGAGAUGUUAACUAGUAGAAUUUUGUAUCCAGCAGUACUAUUAGCGCAUGGUUCUCAACUUGUGCAGAUUUACUUCACUAAUAACAUGUAGUUGUCCUACGAGUGAGGACAAAGAGUGUACUUGUUAAAAAUGUUACUAGUGACUCAUUGCUACAGGUUGGGCCCAGUAGUCUUGCUAGUGCAGCACAGUAGUUUACCAUAAAAGUUUAACUGCUAACGAAGUGGCACUAGUUGUCGCAAAAACAUUACUAGUAAGACAGUCAAAUUUACUCGUGCUCUUUAGUCAUUCAAGUCUGUUGAAUUGUCUUACAAGUGAGGGCAAAGAGCGUACUAGUAUAUGCAGCUUAAGGUGGAUGUAAAGGAUAUAUGGAGUAAAUGCUCAAAAAGCUUUUCAUACUUUCCCAUUCCUAUUUAUACGCACUGUAUACACGUACCAAAUAUACAUGUUCUGUGAAGCAGCACUGAAUAAAAAAAAAUU
Molecule: messenger RNA, 1748 nt
Organism: Syngnathoides biaculeatus (alligator pipefish)
Lineage: Eukaryota; Metazoa; Chordata; Actinopteri; Syngnathiformes; Syngnathidae
Gene: mrpl11
Product: mitochondrial ribosomal protein L11
Exons: 6
Coding region: 201-782 (193 amino acids)
Biological process (GO): translation
Cellular component (GO): ribosome; mitochondrial large ribosomal subunit
Molecular function (GO): structural constituent of ribosome; large ribosomal subunit rRNA binding
Source: RefSeq, a predicted model, not a curated record